Molecule: messenger RNA, 966 nt
Organism: Linum tenue
Lineage: Eukaryota; Viridiplantae; Streptophyta; Magnoliopsida; Malpighiales; Linaceae
Source: the annotation of a GenBank genome assembly
UUUGGUAAAACCCGACCCAACCCGACCCAUUGCCAUCCUUAGUCUUAGUUCGGAAUCAAACCAUCAUCCGUCAUCGCCGGGAAUUCUGAAGCCAGAACCCGUAAGAGAAAGCAGCCGUCAAAGCAGCUCAAGCCCGAAACUUAACCAAAAUUUUCGAAACCCACUAAGGAGCAACAAUACCCAUACCCGAUUCACCUUCGACCUACCCCUCAAGAUUGCCGCGCCAUUCGCGACUCCGUCCUUUCUCACCAUGGCUUCUCGCCGGAGUCUGUCAAGUAUCGCCGGGGGAGACCAAGUAUGUGCCCAGAUGACGGCAAUUCCCAAAAACAGCUUGGAAUCAUCUGGAGCACCGCUGGACAGCGAGGAAGCGGAAGAGAGCGUUUUGGAUGGUCUACUGAGGUUAAUUCCUCGAGAGCAUUCUCCAAUCUGAAAUCUGCUUUCCCCCACUUGGGAAGGUGCUUGCUGCUGAACCAAAAAUCCGUGGAGGAUUCCAUAAGGUGUGGAGGUCUAGCUCUGAGGAAGACUUCCUGCAUCAGAAACUUGUUGAGCGGUUUGCAGGAGAGAAAAGGCAAAUUGUGUUUGGAAUAUUUGCGAAAUCUAUCAGUUGACGAAAUCAAAGCUGAGCGCUCUCUUUUCAAAGGAAUUGGCCCCAAAACUGUAACUUGUGUUCUAAUGUCCAAUCUUCAGCAUGAUGACUUCCCAGUGGACACACAUGUGAGCUCCAGUCCCGGAAACUUAAAAACGGUACCAGGCGAGGCAGACCGGAAUAAGACGUACAUUCAUCCUAAUCAAUGGAUCCCUGAUGAACUGAAGUUUGAUCUAAAUUGCCUUCUAUACGCACACAGUAAGCUUUGUCAAAGAUGCACCAACAAAGUGAGCAACGUCAAAAAGAAGGAUUCCCAUGAGGGAUCAUGUCCUCUUUUAGCUUAUUGCUGCAACUUUCCUGUAGCUACAACAGACAAGUGA